Scomber scombrus (Atlantic mackerel) is the source of this 7207-nucleotide messenger RNA. RefSeq names its product rabaptin, RAB GTPase binding effector protein 1 (gene rabep1). Gene Ontology annotation, molecular function: growth factor activity; GTPase activator activity. The coding region runs from base 71 to 2434 and encodes 787 amino acids. The record is from RefSeq and is a predicted model, not a curated record. NCBI's taxonomy places the organism in Eukaryota, Metazoa, Chordata, Actinopteri, Scombriformes, Scombridae. Gene Ontology annotation, biological process: endocytosis. Gene Ontology annotation, cellular component: intracellular membrane-bounded organelle. The transcript has 17 exons.
UCUUGGGCACUGCUAGCUCUUAUCCCCUUACUGCUCUGGUGAUUGUCUGGACCCCCCCUUUUGGGAAACCAUGGCCGAGCAGGCCUCGGGAUCCUCUCCGUCGUCCCAACAUGACGAGGUGCUCCAGCAGCGAGUGGCGGCUCUGGAGCAGGAGCGGGCCGAGUUCAUCAAACUCAAGCAGCAGCUGGAGGCCGAGUUCAACCAGAAGAGAGCCAAGUUUAAAGAGCUCUACCUGUCCAAGGAAGAGGAGCUAAAGAGGCAGAAGGCAGCGCUGGAGGGCGCCCAGACUGAGCUGAGCUCCAUCCAGGCCCAGCUGUCUCAGGCUCAGGCUGAGAUAGAGACCAUCAAAGCCGUGGCCACCGUGUCGGAAAACACCAAGCAGGAAGCCAUCGAUCAGGUCCGCAGCCAGUGGCAGGAGGAGGUGGCUUCGCUGCAGGCCAUCAUGAAAGACACAGUUUGUGAGUAUGAGGUCCAGUUCCACCAGCGUUUGGAGCAGGAGCGAGCCCAGUGGAACCAGUACCGCGAGGCAGUGGAGAGGGAACUGGGCGAGCUGAGACGCCGCCUCACCGAAGGCCAGGAGGAGGAGAACCUGGAGGACGAAAUGAAAAAAGCGCAGGAGGAUGCGGAGAAACUGCGUUCAGUGGUGAUGCCCAUGGAGAAGGAGAUUGCAGCGCUGAAAGCCAAACUGACAACAGCUGAGGACCGCGUGAGGGAACUGGAGGCCUCUAAGGUGAAGGAGCUCAAUCAUGUUCUUGAGGCGGAGAAGUCGUGUCGCACAGACCUGGAAAUGUACGUGGCCGUGUUGAACACUCAGAAGUCUGUCCUGCAGGAAGAUGCAGAGAAGCUGCGGAAAGAGCUUCAUGAAGUCUGUCACAAGCUGGAGUUGGAGCGGCAGCAGCACAAUCAGCUCAAACACACGUGGCAGAGAGCCAACGAUCAGUUCCUGGAGUCUCAGCGUCUCCUCAUGAGGGACAUGCAGAGGAUAGAGAGCGUGCUGUCAUCUGAGCAGCUCCGCCAGGUGGAGGAGAUGAAGAAGAAAGACCAGGAGGAGGAUGAAAAAGAGCGACUGAGCCAAGUGAAGGAGCUGCUCGAGGAGGACGGAGGAGACAACACGGAGCCUUUGGAGGACUUAUUCCUGGGGCUGAGCGUCGAGGAGCCGCAUGCCAACCACAGCGCCCAUGGCUCUAUGCACUCUUUAGACACUGAUGUGGUUGCGGGGGGCCCAAUGGACCCCUACAAGGAAAACCUGCGGAGAGUCCAGUCGACAGACAGCCUUGGAUCCUCGCUGUCUACUCAGCAGGGCCUCGGCGGCCAAAACCACAAAGCCAAGUCAGCCAGCCACUUGGACGAAUCGGACUUUGGGCCCUUAGUGGGGGCCGAUUGCGGGGCCACAGACAGUAGUUUCGGUGAGACUUCGUCCAUCAGCUCUAUAAAACUGACGGCGAGCCACUUCCUGCUGACUAAAGAUCAGGAGAAGGCCAUUAAAGCCAUGACACCUGAGCAGGAGGAGACGGCGUCGCUGCUGUCAAGCAUCUCUCACGCCCCCGACACCGCCUACUUACCGCCUGUUGGCUACCGACUCGUCAGCGACAGCGAGUGGAACCUGCUGCAGCAAGAGGUGUCAGCCCUCGUGCAGAGAGUCCAGGAGUCAGAAACGCUGCUCAGCACACUACAACAGGCCUUCAGUGAAGCCAAGAGGAACACACAGGAGCAGAUGGUGGUGCUGGUGCAGUCGAGGGAGCAGGUGGCAGACGAACUAAGCCGACUACAGAGAGACAACGACAGCCUACAGGGAAAACACAGGCUGCACGUGGAGCUGCAGCAACAAGAAGACUUCCAGAUGCCCAAUACUGUGCAAGAACUACAAGGUCUGGUGUUACUGUUUCGCGAGGACAUGGUGUCGGUACGGACGUCGGCUGAUCACAUGGAGGAGAAGCUGAAAGCUGAGAUCCUGUUUCUGAAGGAGCACAUCCAGGCAGAGCAGUGUCUGAAGGACAACCUGGAGGACACACUGCAGCUGGAGAUUGAGGGUUGUAAGGAGGAGAUAGACAUCUUGGAAGCGUCAUUCUCCAGUUUGAAGACAGAAAUGGAGCGAAUAAAAGCUGAGAAGGAGCAGCUGCAGAGAACUCUAGCAGAGAAGACUGAGACACUGGAAAGCAUCCAAGCCCUGAGGAUCAAGCUGGAGCAGCAGCUUAAAGAGCUCACCAUGGCAAAGAGUGCACUAGAGGGUCAGGUGUUCGAGGAGAAAGACAAAUCCCAGCGGCUGCAGACAGAGCUAGAUGUCAGCGAACAGGUUCAGAAGGACUUCGUCAAACUUUCUCAGACUCUUCAGGUACAGCUGGAGCGAAUACGACAGGCAGAGUCCUUGGAUCGAAUCAAAGUAAUCCUCAAUGACACCAACUUGACUGACAUCAACCAGCUUCCAGAGACAUGAUGAUGCCACUUGAAUGAAAACUGCCUUCACAGUUUCCUCCCCCCCACCCCCCUCCUCCUCUUUUCUCUAUCACUGGCCCAAUAACGUUAUUGACCCUCCCCAAGCCCCUCCUCCCCAUAACCACUGUGGAAGAGUUUGGAGGGACAAGGACAGAAAUGGCCUUUUUUGUGUACAUUUUAAGAGUCUUGGAACACACCGUGGAUAGAAUAAUGAAGAAGAACACUACUAAAAAAAAAGAAAAAAAAAGAAAUUGUAAAUAACUAAAUGUCUGUCUAUGGACGGAGGGAACGGAAGUCCACCUUCCUGUGGGUCUGUUUAUGUCUUGUUUCUACUGUAGAUAUGACUGUCUGUAUUAGCUCAACCAAAAAAAAAAGGUUUGUCAUCUUCUUUAAAGCACUUUCCAUCUGAAACAGGUAAACAGACAACAAUUUGGAUGCAUAAUUUUUUUCUCCUUCUGUUCCCAAAGUGGUUGAUAAUCGCUUCCUCGUUCCACUCCUUUGUUCUUUCCGUGUGUUUUGUGUUGGUUUUUUUUCUCUCCCACCCUCUCUGGCUAUUUUUCUGUGAUAUUUUCCACCUUGUUCUAGUCAUUUCACCUAGUUUCCACAUAUGACAAAGUCACGAUGAAGGAAAAUUCAUGGAAAAUACUUGCACAUAACUUACUGGGAUAUAAAAGAAAAAAGGAACAUAACACAAUGCAAGCAAUACCCUCCAUUUCUUUAAACAUCCUCCACUUUUUUUUCUGGCUUUGUUCUCGCUCUUAGCGUCUUUACAGAAGCCUUUUUUUUCUUUUAAAGCUGCUGAAAUACAGUGAAGAAACAUUAGUCAUGGUCAAAGUUGUUGGGGUUUUAUUUGUCUAUUUCCACACUUGACAAGGUUGUCAAGAAAUCCCUCGAAACACUAGUUAAUCCCAGUCCAUGUCGAGCAAAGAAUAUAAUUGAUUUUAAUACCUAGGUCUCGUCAUUCAACACUUUAUUCCUUUUAUUGAUAGCUUUUUUUGAAUUGACUUUUCUUAACAUGAUUCUCUCUUAAAGCUCUUAAAUUACAGUGGGCGGCUUUUAAAUUAUAACCUAUAAAGAGCACACUUUUGUAACACUGGACACAAGAUUUAUUGUUUUUUUGAGCGUUCACAGAGAGAUCAGAGGUCAGGGUCACAUGUAGGAGGUUUAAACCUGGCUCACCCGAUUGUAAAAAAAAAAAAAAAAAAAAAAGUAGCCUCUGUACCUGACUAGGCCAGAGUGACUUCUUUCCCAAAUUUUUUCCCCUGUCUUAUGCAAAAUUCAGCGGUUAUUAGAAGCUUUAGAAGGACUUUAGUGUGAAACGGUUCAUUCAUCACUACAAGAAACUCUGUCAAUUUUUAGGCUAACGAUGAAUUAAAUUUAAACUCGCGUUGUUUAACACUGUAGUAGCGGUUAGAAAUACUCCACCGAAUUUGCUUUGCAGUCCUUUUUAACAUUUUCAGACUCACAAUAAACAGUUUAAUUUAAAAAAUAAAAAUAAAAAAGGAUCAAAAUCAAUGCAGCAGAAUAGAGAUAUUGUCUUUUUUUUAUUUUUAUUCCACACAUCCUUCUUCCUUUAUGUGAAAAUCUUGCGCCUACAUCACCCACAAUGCUACGAGACGGAGAGCUCAGUCAUAGAUUCAGUAAUGUGUGUUAUGCUAAUAGUGGCUAAUGUAGCCUGGAGCUGCUACAGAGGUCUGGUAACCUCACUUCUUUAUAACUCCAAACCCCAAAAAGACUUUAUACUUUUUCUUUUUUUUUCUCCUCCAACAUUCAAUAAUCUCCAAUACCUGUAAACUGAUCCUCUUUAAAGGAUGUAAUUUGGUUAGCAAAAAUAAUGUAUUUGAUAUGUUGUGAGGAAUAACUAAAUGGUUAAACUGGAAAACUUUGCAACUUGUCUACGUUUUGGCUAAUUUACUGGAAGCCAUGAAAGACCAUUUUUUGGACAACUGACAUGCUAACUGACGGAGACAUUUUGAAGUAGUAGGGCUGCAACUAACAAUUAUUUUAAUUAUCGGUUAAUGUACCGAUUAUCUUAUCAACGCAAUGUUUACAUAAAUGUUAUGAAUGAAAAUGUGCAUUAUAAUUCCCCAAAAAUCCAAUAUUAUGUAUUAAAAACAUUUUUUGUAAUCAAUCAAAAGACUAAAACCAAAAAAAUAUUAAAUUUUCUAUCAGAAAAUCAUGAAAUCUAAGAAGGUACAAACAGCCAAUGGUUGUCAUUAUUGCUUGAAAAUUAAUAGUAGAGAAAUUGGAACUUGUGAUCUAGAAGACUGAAAAAUUAAUCAGACAAAAUACAAGAUGUUAAGAACCCUGCGUGAGUAGUUAUAUUUUUUGUCAUCACAUGUUUAAAUAAUUUAAAGCGCUUUUAUUUUGUAAUUUUACCUCUUACUUCCUCCUUGAACUGAUGUGAAAUUGUUGCCCACAAACGGCCGUUCGUUCUGUAGUCUUUGUCGCUAAGGUUGGUCCAUGGGUUGUUCACUUUAUCCACUGGCAAAAUUUCGGAUCCGAUUUCAACUUGAACACGUACAGAUGUGUUUAAGAAGUUGACAUUGUGAGUAAAGAACGAGAAUAAGAAGUGAAAUCCUACGAUUAUUGUAGGAGGAGGAAGUCUAAUGAGGGGCCGUCUUUUGGUCUUUAACCAAUCAGAACAGACUGGGCUCAUCAGACGCUGGUCUUUUAAAGAGACAGGAGCUGAAACGGCUUGUUUCAGACAGAGGCUAAACUGAGGGGCUGCAUAAAGGGCCAGUAUCUGAUAAAUAAGGAGUAUUUUGAAGUGUAAAACAUACAAAAAAUAUUCCAGGUGAGCCCCAGAUUAAAAAUAUAGACCUUGAAAUAUGCACGAAACAUCCCCUUUAACAAGAUGUACCUGCAGUUAAGGUCUUCUUUAAUAAAGGUGUGACUCAGCAAUUUAGAUGUUUGAAAACGCAAGGCUGCAAAUGUGGUUUCAUGGAUCAUAUGAGCUCAAAUAUUCCACGGAUGGAGGGCUUCUCUUUGCAUUGUGAUUUUAAAUAGUACACAAUAUACAUAUAUAUAUAUAUAUAUAUUAUUACAUACAUACAGCAGCAUUGUAUGUUUUAAAGACAUGUUGAUCACUGUUUUGUUUUUUUUGUUUUGACUUGCAUGUGUUGCGUUGUUUCCCUCUGUUGCAUAUGUCUAUACUGUAGAUAUCUUGAGUUGAUAUUUAUGAUAGAUUCAUGCAAUGUGUUAUGAGAUAAGUGUGUGGAUGUGUGGGCAAGCCAGCCUGAGUUGCACUGACAAGAAAACCUGUAUGUCUUUGGCUUGUGUGAUUGUGCGCUGAUCGGUUGUUGUUAAUGUGUUCGGCUACAGACUGAGAACUGGCGAACUUAAAGUAGAAAUUUUACAGACUGACCAUUACAGUCCUUUUACUGUGGAAUUCAGGACAUAACGUUCUCUAAAAAGCCUUAUUGCAUUGGCUUUGUGUGUUUUUAAUUUCAUGUACCUGUAAUGUAAAGGAUAGGUUCACAAUUUUUUUUAAAGUCUAAUGGCCACUAUGGACAAGAGGAGCAAAGCCAGUUUCAAUCGGGGCACCUGACUAUUAUAAGAAUAACUUAAAAAAAAAAAAAAAAAGUGAAUUUAUCCUUUAACGUCAGUCUAUUACAGUAACAAACCCUUUACUUAUGGCAUCACAGACAGUCACUAAUUUGUUGUUGUCAUGUCAUGAGAGUUGAUUUUUAUUGAAUAAUCUUAUCUACACACGUCUAACAUUACUGGAUUAUUUGCAAAAAUAAUUCAAUGUUAAAAUCCCCCAAAAAUUAGAGAUGAAUGAUCUGAAAGCUCACACUGUGUACUAACUUAUACUUGGUCUUUUCACAUAAAAAAAACAAAUUUUCCAUUAAUAAACUCACAACUCAAAAUGUUUGUGCAAUUGAAAUAUUAGUUGUAUUGAUUAUUUUUUUCGUCAAACAUUUGACUUGUUGGAAAUGUGCUUUUUAAAAAAUUUCUUAGCCCAGAAUAACUGAAUCACUACAGUUUUUACAGAAUUAUGAACUGAACUCUCACAACCUCAGAAUAUACAACAUGUUAAGCUGUAACCUGUCAGUCGUUGCAUCAUAAGCAUUGACAAUAAAUAGUGAAAAGAAUCGAUAAGAACUGGUAAUAUUGAUUGAUUCCUUUUUUGAGAUUUUUGUGGUUUUGCACUUUAAUUUAAUUAACAUAUUUGUUACCCCUUAGCUCUGACUCAGGAGUGAACAGUUUGAGCUUUCAGAGGCAGCUUUUAUACAUGAUGAAUCAAAGCAUUGUUAUAUUACAUGUUUUAUAUUUGACCUGUACUAGGGUUAGACCGAUAUUCACAGUUUGCUGACGGUGGUGACGUUGAGCAAAAAAAUCAAGCUGCUUUCAGUUUGAUGGAGUUUCUACCUUUUUAAGAACUUAUAAUAAUAAAUCAGUUAAAGGAGAAGUCAGACCAACAGUGUAAACCCUAAAAUAAUUGUGAGUUUCAGCCAAGAUGUAAAUGCUUGUUUUACCCUGACAUUAAUGACAUUUUGAGGGCUUGAAUACUCAUAAUUUUGGGUCAUUUGAUGCCACAAAAAUUGUCAGAUUUCAAUGUCAGCACUUGAGAAAUCCUAGAAACCCAUAUCGGUCGAAUCCUAGUGUAUGUUCUUGUGAAACCACUUGUUACAAAUUCAUACUGUCCUAAAAAACAAAACAAACAGUGAAAUGUUUACUGGAAAUGUAAUUUUAGAGAGGCAUGAGCAGCACGCUGAAUGAUGAAUACAAUGAAAUUCAAACAAUAUUUACUAUAAAGUUCUGCCCACUG